Messenger RNA from Cynocephalus volans (Philippine flying lemur), 3081 nucleotides. It is a transcript of the gene MYLK2, whose product is annotated as myosin light chain kinase 2. Gene Ontology annotation, molecular function: myosin light chain kinase activity; myosin light chain binding; ATP binding. Lineage: Eukaryota; Metazoa; Chordata; Mammalia; Dermoptera; Cynocephalidae. The record is from RefSeq and is a predicted model, not a curated record. Bases 15 to 2207 code for a protein of 730 amino acids. Gene Ontology annotation, cellular component: cytoplasm. Gene Ontology annotation, biological process: cardiac muscle tissue morphogenesis; striated muscle contraction; protein phosphorylation. The transcript has 13 exons.
GCAGUCUGAGCUACAUGGCCCCUGGUGUAAGAGAUCCUCUCCUCCGUCCCCGCCUCUGCUACUCGCGCCCCUGCCUCCGCCUCUGCCCACCCGGCCCAAUCCCUUACAACCACCCCAGGAUUGCUUGUGAGCAGCCACUGCAAGACAGACGGGCACCAGGUCGCCCCUCUCAGCUCCAGCUAGAAAGACUUGAGUUAGACAAGCAGAAGCACAUACCUCCCUACCGCAUGGCGAAAGAAAAUGGAGCAGCUGAGCUGAGAAUCCAGAGCCUGUCAACAGACCAAGCACCUAAAGGUGCUGCAGGUAAAGGAACUCCAGCUGCAGAGAAAGACCGUGGCUCCCCAGACCCAAAGAAAAAUCCUGGCCCUCCAAACCCAAAGAAAGAUCCAGGCCCUCCAGACCCAAAGAAAGAUCCUGGCUCUCCAGACCCAAAGAAAGAUCCUGGCCCUCCAGACCCAAAGAAAGAUCCUGGCCCUCCAGACCCAAAGAAAGAUCCUGGCCCUCCAGACCCAAAGAAAGAUCCGGGCCCUCCAGACCCAAAGAAAGAUCCGGGCCCACCCACCGUGAAGAAAUAUGCCAAAGCCUCUGCCCCAGAGAAAGGGGAUGGUGCCUUGGCCCAACCCUCAACUAGCAGCCAGGGCCCUGAGGGAGAGAGGAGCAAGGGUGAGGGGCCUGCGGAGGGCAGUGCUGGGCAGCCAGCUGCCCUGCCCCAGAAGUCUAUGACAGCCGAGGCUAGUGUCAAGAAGCCCAACGCUAAACAGGGAACCUCAGGCAGCCAGGACCCUGGAGAGCCUAAGGUGGGCAAGAAGGCAGCAGAGGGCCAAUCAGCAGCCAGGAGGGGCUCACCUGCCUUUCUGCAUAGCCCCAGCUGCCCUGCCAUCAUCUCGAGCUCUGAGAAGCUCCUGGCCAAGAAGCCCCUAAGUGAGGCAUCAGAGCUCACCUUUGAAGGAGUGCCCAUGACCCCCGGCCCCACAGAUCCUGGGCCAGCCAAGGCUGAAGGAGGGAAGAACAACCUGGCAGGGAGCCAGAAGGAAGCAGAAGAGAAAGACCCAGGCCAGGCUGGCCAGGCUAAGGUGCAAGGGGACACCUCGAGGGGGAUCGAGUUCCAGGCUGUUCCCUCAGAGAGACCAGAGGUGGGGCAGGCCCUCUGUCCCACAGCCAGGGAGGAAGACUGCUUCCAGAUUUUGGAUGACUGCCCACCACCCCCGGCCCCCUUCCCCCACCGCAUCGUGGAGCUGAGGACAGGAAAUGUCAACAGCGAAUUCAGCAUGAACUCCAAGGAGGCACUUGGAGGAGGCAAGUUUGGAGCAGUCUGUACCUGCACAGAGAAAGCCACAGGCCUCAAGCUGGCAGCCAAGGUCAUCAAGAAACAGACCCCCAAAGACAAGGAAAUGGUGAUGCUCGAGAUUGAGGUCAUGAACCAGCUGAACCACCGCAAUCUGAUCCAGCUCUAUGCGGCCAUUGAGACCUCACAUGAGAUCGUACUGUUCAUGGAGUACAUCGAGGGCGGUGAGCUCUUCGAGAGGAUUGUGGAUGAGGACUACCAGCUGACCGAAGUGGACACCAUGGUGUUUGUCAGGCAGAUCUGUGAUGGGAUCCUCUUCAUGCACAAGAUGAGGGUUCUGCACCUGGACCUCAAGCCAGAGAACAUCCUGUGUGUCAACACCACGGGCCAUUUGGUGAAGAUCAUUGACUUUGGCCUGGCACGGAGGUAUAACCCCAAUGAGAAGCUGAAGGUGAAUUUUGGGACCCCGGAGUUCCUGUCACCUGAGGUGGUGAAUUACGACCAAAUCUCCGAUAAGACAGACAUGUGGAGUUUGGGGGUCAUCACCUACAUGCUGCUGAGUGGCCUCUCCCCCUUCCUGGGAGAUGAUGACACAGAGACCCUAAACAAUGUCCUAUCUGGCAACUGGUACUUUGACGAGGAAACCUUUGAGGCCGUAUCGGACGAAGCCAAAGACUUUGUCUCCAACCUCAUCGUCAAGGACCAGGGGGCCCGAAUGAGCGCCGCACAGUGCCUUGCCCAUCCCUGGCUCAACAACCUGGCAGAGAAAGCCAAGCGCUGUAACCGACGCCUCAAGUCCCAGAUCUUGCUUAAGAAAUACCUUAUGAAGAGGCGUUGGAAGAAAAACUUCAUUGCUGUCAGCGCUGCUAACCGCUUCAAGAAGAUCAGCAGCUCAGGGGCAUUGAUGACUCUGGGGGUCUGAGUCCCAGGAGCAGCUGAGGCCUGGAUGCAGCCACACAAUGGCCAGGGCUGAGGCCACCCAGCCCAGAAGGCCAGAGGAAGCAGGCCAGAUCCCUGGGGCCAGCUGGCCAAGAAAAGGCUGCACCAGGCUGGGAGGCUCGGGGCCCCUAUGCAGUGACCGCUUCCCCAACAUGAGCUGCCUCGGAGCAUGGCCUGGAUCCAUCCUGCUAGUGCCUCCCUAGACAGUGCUCUGGCCUGUCAGCUACACCCCAGACUCCAUGGGCCCAUUGAAGCUGCUCCCUGUCCCUGCCCAGCUCCCCCUCUUUGAACUGCUGCCCUGGUGAUCCCUGCUUUGCCCCACCUGGGGCAUCCCCAGCCUAGGCUUGCUCCUAGCUAGGGUGGGAUGGCUGGGGGUCCCAGCAUGUAGGGCUUCUGCAGUUGUGGAUGGGAGGCUCAUGGCAGGGCAGGAAGGCAGCAACUCCAAUUCCUAAGGCCCAGCUGCCAGGGAAGACAGAGCAGGCUUUGUGAAAGAGGACCUCCAUGCUCCUGCCGCCUCCCCACUCCCAACCGAUAAGGCCUAGCACACACCAUCUGGCCCGGGCCCGGCCCCCACCCACCUUCCUUGCGACCACCAACACACAGGAACUCUGUGUGAGAGAGAGGGCGCCCAGCCCAGGCCUGGCUGAGGGGGAGGGGAGAAGCCUGGGGGACACAGGAGACCACCCCUGAGCUUGCCUCAGGGCCAAGCAGGCCCAACCCAGACACUCCGGGCCCCCGUCCCAGGGGUCACCCAUGGCCUCAGAUGAUGGGGGCAGCAGGGCCAGGAGUGGGAAGGCCAUUGGGUGGCCCCCAACCUGCUCUCAGCUUGUGCCUUGUAAAUAAAUGUACAGGUUGGA